CUGAUGCAAUGUGCUGGUGAGAUUUGUGGUCUAUGCCACGACUUAUUAUUUAGCUGUUAUAAAUUUAUAGACCAUUUUAAUUUGGCUGAUCUGAUUUUGCUUGUGUAGAACAAUUCUUCUAUUGGAGAUAUCUUUCUAGUCGUGUUUCAGUUUUCAUCCUUCUUUUAAUUAUCAACAUGUUGAUGUUUUGUCCGACCGAUGGAAAUAUUUUAGUUGCAGAAGAGGGCUUAGACGGCUUCCGCUUUGUGUGCAGCACUUGUCCAUACGUUUAUAAGAUUAAAAGAAGGAUGAGUAGUCGAAUCUAUCCUAAACUGAAAGAAGUGGAUGAUGUUUUGGGCGGGGCUGCUGCUUGGGAAAAUGUGGACACAACCGAGGAACCUUGCCCCAAAUGUGCCCAUGGGAAAGCAUACUUCUUGCAGAUACAGACCAGAUCUGCAGAUGAACCUAUGACUACUUUCUACAAAUGUGUCGAAUGUGCCCAUCGUUGGAAAGAAUAAAAGUGUGAUUUAAUGCUCGUUUAAUAAAUUGUGCUCAAUGUGAUAUUGUAUAUUAUUUGAAAAUAAAAAUAUAUGAAUAUAA
This is a messenger RNA of Argiope bruennichi, 579 nucleotides long. It is a transcript of the gene Polr3K, whose product is annotated as DNA-directed RNA polymerase III subunit RPC10-like. The record is from RefSeq and is a predicted model, not a curated record. The transcript is spliced from 2 exons. Gene Ontology annotation, molecular function: nucleic acid binding; DNA-directed RNA polymerase activity; zinc ion binding. Bases 177 to 497 code for a protein of 106 amino acids. Gene Ontology annotation, biological process: DNA-templated transcription; termination of RNA polymerase III transcription. Lineage: Eukaryota; Metazoa; Arthropoda; Arachnida; Araneae; Araneidae. Gene Ontology annotation, cellular component: RNA polymerase III complex.